Molecule: messenger RNA, 1713 nt
Organism: Trametes versicolor FP-101664 SS1
Lineage: Eukaryota; Fungi; Basidiomycota; Agaricomycetes; Polyporales; Polyporaceae
Product: S-adenosyl-L-methionine-dependent methyltransferase
Exons: 6
Coding region: 1-1713 (570 amino acids)
Biological process (GO): tRNA processing
Molecular function (GO): tRNA (uracil(54)-C5)-methyltransferase activity, S-adenosyl methionine-dependent
Source: RefSeq, a predicted model, not a curated record
AUGGCGAGCACCCACCCCCGCUCCCGCUCAGGCUCACCAGCUCAGCCUCCAGAAAAGAGGCUGCGACUCGACGCCAGCGACGCCAUCGAGGUCGAUUCGCCAGUCGUUGAUCAGCAGCCACCGCCAGAGAACGGGGACGCACCGGCGGAUAAGCCGCACCCGCCAAGUUCGUCCAAGAAACAGCCAAAGAAACACAAGAACAAGAAGAACGCUCGGCGCGCUCCAGAGCCGUACUCGCACGACGACAUCCUCUCACGCGAGGUCACUGCCCUCCUUGGCCAGGACAUCGCAGACGCAGCCAAGGCAGCAGACCUCGACUGGUCCUCCCCCUUCGAGUUCUCUCAGCAGCUCGAGCUCACCGUCUCCUGCAUCUCUCCGUCUACAGGUGAAUCCCUCUCCAUUGCCACCGCCGGUGACCGUAAAUGGGUCAUCGUCGCUCCCCUCUCUCUGCCUGGCGAACGCAUCCGCGUCCGCGUAUAUCGCCACUCUCGCCUCUACUCCCAUGCCGAUUUGCUCGAAGUCAUCGAGCCCAAUUCAGAAUGGCGAGACAUGUCAUUAGUCCAGUGUAAGUACUUUGGUACCUGCGCAGGCUGCCAAUAUCAGAUGCUUCCAUAUGAGAAGCAACUCAACUUGAAACGCGGGACCGUGGUCGAGGCAUACAAGAACUACUCCAACAUACCCACGGAUUUGGUGCCUACCAUACUGCCCACCAUCGGCUCACCACUGCAAUACAACUACCGCACAAAACUCACCCCUCAUUUCCAACGCCCACCGUUCUCCUUCCAGAAGGCGCAGAAACGGGGUGAUGCACCGCCCGUAGAGGGCAAGCCAGACUGGCUGAAAAUCGGCUUCCACCAAGUCGGAACUCGAAAUGUCAUGGACAUAGAGGAGUGUCCAAUUGCGACCCCGGUGAUUAACAAGGCCCUAGGUCCUGUACGGGAUAAUGUCAUCAACAACAUCACCAAGUUCAAGAACGGCGCGACGCUCCUCCUGCGCGACUCCCUCCCCCUCGACGCGGACACCGCCGCGCCCGAAUUGAGCAUCACCGCCGACGACGGCGCGCACAUCUGCGUGACGGACCAGAAGGGUACCGUGCGCGAGCGCGUCGGCGACAAGCUCUUCGAGUACACCGCCGGCACCUUCUUCCAGAACAACAACUCCGCGCUCGUCCCCCUCACCGACUACGUCCGCGCCGCCAUCUUCCCCCCGUCCGCCGCGGGAGAGGGCGAGGGCCCGACGCACCUCGUGGACGCGUACUGCGGCAGCGGGCUGUUCUCGAUCAUGCUCGCGCCGCACUUCGCGCGCGUCGCGGGCAUCGAGCUCUCCGCGGAGAGCAUCCGCUCCGCGCAGCGCAACGCGGCGCUGAAUGCGCUCGCGCCCGAGGCGGUGUCCUUCCUCGCGGGCGAUGCGGCGAACAUCUUCGACACCGUGCAGGACUUCCCGAGGGAGAGGACGGCGCUCAUCAUCGACCCCCCCAGGAAGGGCACGGACGAGCGCUUCGUGGAGCAGAUGCUUGCGUUUGGCGCGAGCACGGUCGUGUAUGUGAGCUGCAAUGUGCACACGCAGGCGCGGGACGUGGGCAUGAUCCUCGCGAAGAGCGCGGAGCUGGCGGGGGUGGAGGGGCGGAAGUACGUGCUGGAGAGCCUGACGGGACUGGACUUGUUCCCGCAGACGGCGCACGUCGAAGCGAUCGCGGUGCUGCGGCUCGUGUAG